AUGAGUCACCAUGUGGUAGGCUUCAGUGAUUUCGCGACAUCGCCUUGUCGUUCGAAUGCUUAUGAGUUUCCAAUAAUUUUUGCAGUCAUCGUGACUGCACCCUGUCUCGCAAGCCAAAAGCCGACACCGAAUUGGGCAUCGCUUUUAUAUUAUUACAGGGAGAACGGGGCCUUUAGCCGUACAGGAAGUGCGAAACAGAGAGAAAGUAAAGAGGAAACAAGAGAUACAAAUACAGAUACAAGUACAAGUACAGAGCAGGUGGAGGACAAGAACUACUGGCGGAAAGUCGAGGAAGGACUUAGUGGUGCAGUCGCGACAGCGAAAGGUAGAGAAAAACGUGCCGAAAGCGAUGAAGGGCUAUCGCCGACGUUGUUCAGACGCCCGGUAGUCGUUCAACUCGCCAUUGCAUCGGAGGACACUGUCGGGUUGCUGAUAUGCAUCUCGGAAGACUCGGAUAAAUGGCGGAUAGCGUUGGAGAGGCAAUAUAUAGCAGGGAGCAGACGCUCCGCUGACCAUGGUCGAUUUCAAAGUCUGUGGACACAUUACCGACACCCGGACUAA
This is a messenger RNA of Fomitiporia mediterranea MF3/22, 561 nucleotides long. RefSeq lists its product as uncharacterized. The transcript is spliced from 3 exons. The coding region runs from base 1 to 561 and encodes 186 amino acids. NCBI's taxonomy places the organism in Eukaryota, Fungi, Basidiomycota, Agaricomycetes, Hymenochaetales, Hymenochaetaceae. The record is from RefSeq and is a predicted model, not a curated record.